Molecule: messenger RNA, 1032 nt
Organism: Sparassis crispa
Lineage: Eukaryota; Fungi; Basidiomycota; Agaricomycetes; Polyporales; Sparassidaceae
Exons: 7
Coding region: 1-1032 (343 amino acids)
Cellular component (GO): SAGA complex
Source: RefSeq, a predicted model, not a curated record
AUGGCGAACAGACGAGGCGUUUCUAAGCGACCUGCAGCUUCUACAGAAGAGGUCGAGUGUUGGUCGCACGCAGCAACGUCGCUUUCUAGGCUGACAACAAUGUACACAAAUCCCGAAAAAUCCGAUACAAUAGGCCGAGUAAAUAGAUUGCUUGCCGGGUGGCCGCCAGGGGAUACCCUACCCGCGGAAGGCUACGACAGCGUGAAGAGUAACUUCAAAAAACUAAUACCGGGUCUUCAUGACAUCAAAACCACGGCAGAAAAAGAGAUAGUGGCCAUCGACGAUGUGAUUGAGCGCCUCGGGAUUCUGGUUGCUUUGCGGAAAGCAUCAGAGGCUAUUCCUCCAGAGAAGCGAGUCAAGCGGCCUCGCGCACAUUCACCAUCUUCUGCACCGACUCCCGUCCUACCGGCCACAACUAUUACAAGCCGUGCGGUAUCGAUAACUGUUCCGCCACGAAAUUCUGUUGGUCCACAACCACAAAUACCCUUUUCUCGCGAGCCAAGGGCACGAAGGGAUGCACUUGCAAACCAAUUGCCAUUACAGGAGGGCAGGAAGGUGGCCUUCCAUCCGCCUCAAAAUACCAGCAAGACAUCAGAAAGUGCUACUGGAGGUAAAGACGAAGAGUGGAUCUUAGCAGUCGUUACAAAAUGUAUAAACCAAGACAGGAAUCGAUAUGUGGUACAGGACCCGGAACCACAAGAAGACGGUCAACCUGGACAGUGUUACAACACAACACUGCGCGCCAUAAUUCCGCUACCCGACCCAAAUGCGCCUCCAGACAGUGCUGCACAUCUGAACGCAUAUCCGUCAUUCACCGCCGGAUCAACCGUCAUGGCACUCUAUCCAGAUACCAGCUGUUUCUAUCGCGCAGAGGUGGUUGCCAGCCCGAAAGAUAUGCAAGCAGUGGGUCGGACAGGGUCCUCCACAAAACAUAUGCCAAUACCAAUGUACAAGCUUCGGUUUGAGGAUGACGACGAUCAAGAGCACUACGUAUCAGCCCAAUCGGUAGUUGAAUUCCCUCGCUUGACUUGA